AUGGCGCUGACAGGCGACAUCUACAAGCUCAUGAGCACCGAAGACAUGCUCCAAGGCCACGCCGAGCUGUGCAUCCACGCCUACGGCUUCGUCAAGUCCAUGGCGCUCAAAUGUGCCAUGGAGCUUGGCAUUCCCGGUGCCAUACACGACAACGGCGGCGGCGCCACGCUAGACGAGCUGGCCAAAAGGAUUUCGCUCCCUCCCUCCAGGCUCCCGCGCCUGCGCCGCCUCAUGCGCGUGCUCACCGUCUCGGGCGUCUUCUCGGUCCAACACCAGCCGGACUCCGCAGGAGAUGCCGUCUACGGCCUCACCCUAUCCUCCCGCCUCCUCGUCGCCAACGACGAGACAUCGUCGGGACUUACUCGCCUCGUGUCCCUCAUGCUGGACCCAAACCUCACCGCGCCGUUCUCCGGCAUGAGCGCGUGGUUCAUGGACGACGAGCGGCCGCGCUCCUUCUUCGAGAUGCACCACGGGGAGGACAUGUGGGACAUGGCCACGCGGGACGCCGCUCUGAGCAGGACCAUAAGCGACGGCAUGACCGACGACAGCCGCUUCAUCGUGGAGGUGCUCCUGAGGGAGAGCCGCGCGCGCGACGUCUUCCGCGGGGUGCGCUCGAUGGUUGACGUCGGCGGCGGCACCGGCGCCAUCGCGAGGGCCAUCGCAGCCGCGUUCCCUCACGUGGAGUGCAGCGUCCUUGACCUGCCUCACGUCGUCGCGGCGGCACCUGAAGACGGCGACGUGCGGUUCGUCUCCGGCGAUAUGUUCGAGUAUAUUCCCCAGGCAAACGCUGUUCUUCUCAAGUCGGUGAUGCAUGAUUGGCGAGACGACGAGUGCGUGAAGAUUCUACGCAAGUGCAAGGAAGCCAUCCCUUCAAAGGACGCCGGAGGAAAGGUGAUAAUUAUAAACAUGGUGGUUGAUUCAGGAACAUCAGAACAGGGAAACACCCUAAAGGGGGAGUCACAAGUAUUGUAUGAUCUCUUCCUCAUGGUUUUCGAGGGAGGCGAGCGAGAGGAGCACGAGUGGGAGAAGAUCUUCCUGGAGGCCGGAUUCAGUGGCUACAAGAUCAUACCGGUGCUAGGCAUCAGGUCCAUCAUCGAGGUGUAUCCUUAA
Molecule: messenger RNA, 1110 nt
Organism: Lolium rigidum
Lineage: Eukaryota; Viridiplantae; Streptophyta; Magnoliopsida; Poales; Poaceae
Product: acetylserotonin O-methyltransferase 1-like
Exons: 2
Coding region: 1-1110 (369 amino acids)
Biological process (GO): methylation
Molecular function (GO): protein dimerization activity; S-adenosylmethionine-dependent methyltransferase activity; O-methyltransferase activity
Source: RefSeq, a predicted model, not a curated record